CAUGUCUCCUUAGCCAAAGAAACUCACAAUGGCAUCCUCCACCUCCUCAUUCCAUCUUCUUGCCGUCCUCCUUGCGCUGGCCUCAUGGCAGGCCAGUGCAUAUGAUCCUAGUCCUCUUCAAGAUUUCUGCAUCGCUGACAUGAAGUCCCCUGUGCGAGUAAAUGGAUUUGCGUGCAAGGAUCCAAUGGCUGCAAGCUCGGACGACUUCUUCAAUCCCGCCAUGCUUGAUAAGGCUAGGGAUACAAAGGCCAGCAAGGUCAGGUCCAACGUCACCAACAUCAAUGUCAUAAAUUUCCCUGGCCUCAACACCCUGGGUAUCUCUCUGGCACGCAUCGAUUAUGGACCACUAGGUGUGAACACGCCACACAUACACCCCCGUGCCACUGAGCUCUUGACCGUGCUUGAGGGAACACUAUACCUUGGAUUUGUCACAUCCAACCCAAAUAGGCUCUUCUCUAAGAUAGUUACGAAGGGUGAUGUAUUCGUAUUCCCAAAAGCAAUGAUCCACUUCCAAAUGAACCUAGCGCAUGACAAGCCAGCGGCCGCGUUGUCCUCGCUCAGCAGCCAAAACCCCGGGGUUAUUUCUAUUGCCAAUGCAGUGUUUGGAUCAAAGCCGCCGAUUUCAGAUGAUGUUCUGGCCACGGCAUUUCAGGUGGAAAAGGAUCUGAUACACUGGCUCCAAUCUCAGUUCUGGGAAAAUAACAACUACUAAAUAUUAUCUGUUAUUUGCACCUAUUGGAAAUUUAAUAUGUGACACUAUAUAGAAUAAAUGGCAUGUAAUUAAUAUUUAUGCAUGCCUGCGAGCUGCGAGUUUUUCUUUUCUUUCUAUAUUGUGACAAAAUAUGUUUUCGUCGGAUUCAUGUCAUAAUCCAUUGGCGGUGUUGUUAUUUCAUUGUUUAAUAAAUGGAAUGUGGAUGUGCUCCUUUCGCUCGUU
Molecule: messenger RNA, 934 nt
Organism: Triticum dicoccoides
Lineage: Eukaryota; Viridiplantae; Streptophyta; Magnoliopsida; Poales; Poaceae
Product: germin-like protein 8-4
Exons: 2
Coding region: 29-712 (227 amino acids)
Molecular function (GO): manganese ion binding
Source: RefSeq, a predicted model, not a curated record